AUGAAGAUUAAAUACACCAUCUCCUUCGUCUUCAUCAUAGCCGUGGUCAUCAUCGAGAAGGAGAGCAACAUUCUCUCCAAGGUCUCGGACAAGCUCUCUCUGAAGCAGACACCUCAGACUCCCCUGUCCUGGUUUCAUCUCCGGCAGAAUGUCUCCAGUGUGCAGAUCCUGCCUGAAAUCGAUUUCUCAACCUACCUGGAAGCGAAAUGGCACUCGAAGAACACCACGGAGCCCAGCGCGGGUGGGAAACACAUCCUUCUUCUGGCUAUGACACGUACGGGCUCCUCGUUCGUGGGCCAGUUUUUCAAUCAGCACGGAGACAACAUGUUCUACCUGUAUGAGCCGCUUUGGCACGUGGAGCGCAUGCUGACCGUGGAGAACAAAGGGACCAACGCUUCGGUUCUGACGCAGAUCUACCGCGACGUUCUUCGCCAGCUCUUUCUGUGCGACUUCUCCAUGCUGGAGGACUUCAUCCAGCCGCCGCCCAAGAACCAUCUGACGGUGUCUCUGUUUCGCAGAGAAUCCAGCCAAUCGCUGUGUGACGAUCCGGUCUGCACGCCGUUCGUGAGGAAGGUCUACGAGCGCUACCACUGCCGCAACCGGCACUGCGGGCCGCUCAACCUCACCCUGGCGUCCCAGUCCUGUCUGGGUAAGGAGCACCAUGCUGUAAAGUCUGUACGCAUCAGGCAGGUCGAGACACUGCGCCCAUUAGCAGAAGAUCCUCGACUAGACAUGAAGUUUAUUCAGCUGGUCCGGGACCCGCGAGCCAUGCUAGCGUCCCGCAUGGUAGCCUUCGCGAGCAAAUAUGAGCACUGGAAGCAGUGGGAAAGGGCCGGAGACAUUCCAGAGGACGACGACGAGGUCCGGAAGCUGAGAGGGAACUGCGAGAACAUCCGGAUGUCCGCUGAGGCGGGUCUCAGACAGCCCCACUGGUUGCGAGGGCGCUACAUGCUCGUGCGCUACGAGGACAUUGCUAUGUUUCCCAUGCGGAAAGCUGUGGAGAUGUAUCGGUUCACGGGCGUCCCGUUCACCUCGAAGGUAAAGGACUGGAUCCUGCAGAACACGCAGGCGUCCAAUCCGUCAGGCGGAGUGUAUUCAACCCAGAAGGACUCGUCCCAGCAGGUGGAGAAAUGGCGCUUCAACAUGCCCUUCAAACUGGUGCAGAUGGUGCAGAGAGUCUGUGGCCCGGCGAUGAACCUGUUUGGAUACACCUUCGCUGAGAACGAAGAAAUGCUCACCAAUAAACUGAUCAGUUUGAUUGAAGGAAGGACCUUCUUAUGA
Molecule: messenger RNA, 1281 nt
Organism: Trichomycterus rosablanca
Lineage: Eukaryota; Metazoa; Chordata; Actinopteri; Siluriformes; Trichomycteridae
Gene: chst3b
Product: carbohydrate (chondroitin 6) sulfotransferase 3b
Exons: 2
Coding region: 1-1281 (426 amino acids)
Biological process (GO): carbohydrate metabolic process; N-acetylglucosamine metabolic process
Cellular component (GO): trans-Golgi network; Golgi membrane
Molecular function (GO): chondroitin 6-sulfotransferase activity; N-acetylglucosamine 6-O-sulfotransferase activity
Source: RefSeq, a predicted model, not a curated record